AAACAAAACAAAAAAACCCUUCGCCAAAACCCUUUAGCCGAGAGAGCGGAGAAAAUGGCGAGAAAUGCAAUUCUUCGCUCCCAAGUUCUGCGCCGAGCCCUUGGCAACAACAAGCUUAGCCCGGCUUUACCCUAUAAUCUUCGUUCUAACAACUCUAGUCCCUUCGAAACCCUAAUCCCCUCUAAACCUUUCUCCUCCAUUUUGUCCAAUUCCACCACCGCCACAUGCUCUCCCUUCUCGAAGCUUCCGUUCCUGCAAUCCCGACCUUGUUCCUUUGGCUUUGAAUCUGAAGAACAAGAACCUUCACACUUUGUUCUCAUUCAGUCGGAAAACGAAUUCAACAGUUCACUUUCCAAGGUUCAAGAUGAAUCAUUGCCGGCAAUUUUCUAUUUCACCGCAGUCUGGUGCAAGCCUUGCAGGUUGAUAUCUCCUAUGCUUGAUGUGUUGAGUGGGAAAUACCCGCAUGUGACAACGUAUAAGAUUGACAUUGACCAGGAAGGACUUGUAAGCGUUUUGAGCAAGUUAGACAUUACGUCUGUGCCAACGAUUCAUUUUUUCAAAAAUGGGCAAAAGGCUGCUGAAGUAAUUGGUGCUGAUGUUAUUCGAAUGAAGAAUACUAUGGAGGAACUCUACAAGCCUGAAGAUUCUGAAGAGGGGACGGAUGCAAAUGAUGUAUAAUUUGAUGGCUUUGAAACGUUUAAUGUUGUGAAUUGCAGGUCCUGUAGCAUGAAACCAAGGAGAGAAAACAAAAUAGAUCCAGAUCUUGUGACAAAUUUAUUAGGAUGGUGCUUUAUGUUUUUCCUUUGUUGUUGGAAAUUUUACAUUCGAAACAUCCCCAUUACUAAAAUCCAGUGUAAAAGGGUAAUAUGUUUAAUUACUUGCCAGAUUUUCUUUAUAAAAGAUAACAAGAAAUAUUUCUCUGUUAA
This is a messenger RNA of Alnus glutinosa, 926 nucleotides long. RefSeq names its product thioredoxin O2, mitochondrial. Lineage: Eukaryota; Viridiplantae; Streptophyta; Magnoliopsida; Fagales; Betulaceae. The transcript has 7 exons. The record is from RefSeq and is a predicted model, not a curated record. The coding region runs from base 55 to 678 and encodes 207 amino acids.